Messenger RNA from Punctularia strigosozonata HHB-11173 SS5, 609 nucleotides. RefSeq lists its product as uncharacterized. The transcript has 5 exons. Bases 1 to 609 code for a protein of 202 amino acids. The record is from RefSeq and is a predicted model, not a curated record. Lineage: Eukaryota; Fungi; Basidiomycota; Agaricomycetes; Corticiales; Punctulariaceae.
AUGUUCAAGCUGCAGACGCUCCUCGUUGCCUCGACAUGUCUACUGUUGGAUGGCGCGCUGUCGCUCGCCCAGUCCAACCUGCCUGACCUGGGUACUGGAGUGUUUGAAGUGAGCACGCGUAUCUUGAUCGAUGCUCCACUGGAAACCGUAUGGAACACGAUACUCGACUUCCCUCGGUACCCGGACUGGAACCCUUUCUCUCGGUCACAGGUGGUUUGCGAUGAUCUCUUCGUCCCUCUCGCCAACCAAACUGCGUUCGAGGGCGCCAGGAUCAUCAUCAAUGUACAGAUUCCGCCAUUGACCCCUCCCGUCAACCGUUCAACGCCGUCGAACCUGCUCCACACGCAGAUCUCAUUCGAGAACAUCACGCACUUGCAGCCUGAUCUGCACCGCGUCGCCUGGAAGCAGAUCGACAUCCCAGACAUCGCGGUGAAUGCGACUCGGUGGCAGGCGGUUAGCACGGUGGGUAACCAGACGUUGUACGAGAGUGCGGAGGUAUACGGUGGAGGAUUGGCCGGAGCGGUGGAGCUCCUGUACGGCACGGGUUUGCAGGAGGCAUUCGACGCGCAGGGUGUUGCGUUGAAGGCGCUUCUCGAGGGCACUUCAUGA